Grosmannia clavigera kw1407 is the source of this 654-nucleotide messenger RNA. RefSeq names its product nitrosoguanidine resistance protein. NCBI's taxonomy places the organism in Eukaryota, Fungi, Ascomycota, Sordariomycetes, Ophiostomatales, Ophiostomataceae. Gene Ontology annotation, cellular component: membrane. The transcript has a single exon. The record is from RefSeq and is a predicted model, not a curated record. Bases 1 to 654 code for a protein of 217 amino acids.
AUGGCCCUGAUCUCGUGGAUCGUCCUGAACGUCACAUCCAUCCUGCUGCCCUUUGAGCUCGCGCCCGCCUUCUACCGCGUCGGCUACAUCUUCCCGGCCCACGAGGUCUACCAGGCCCUGCUGCACAUCUGGUCACACGGCUGCAACCCCCAGCUGCACAUCGCCCUGCCUGUCCUGUUUGCCUGGGAAAUCGCCGCCUUCGUCGGCAGCAUCUUUGGCGUCUACCGCCGCUCGCACUACGCCACCCUGGCCGACGAGGCCCAGGAGCGCGAGCUGCAGUCCCGCAUCGACGCUGCCAUGGCCUUUCGGAACCGCCGUGACGCUUCCGAGGAAGACCUGGGCCUGGAUUCCAUCUCCACGGCGCCCACACGCGAGACACGGCGCAGGAGCCGCAGCUCGACCACACGGGCCGAAGAACUGUUGUUCGGCCCAGAAAACACUGCCGGCGCCGACGGAGUGGCCGCUACACUACGUCAGGAUCUGCACAGGGUCAUGACCCGAGAAGAAGACCUGUUCCAGACCGAGCAGCGUCGUAUGGGCCGGGCAUGCAGCUUCGGCCCGGCAUUCGGCCUUGCGUUCCCGCCAUCUCACAUCGGCGACAUCAGAAGCGAUACAAGAGCGCCACAAGAAGACUGUGCGGACAGUGAAAAGUAG